AUGUACUAUGGAAGCUUUGUUACGGGUAAAAUAGUCAAGGAUCACAUGUCGAUAGAUGGAACCCGGAUUGGAAUAGUCCCUUUCGGAUUGGCUGAGGAUGCACCACCUCCACAAGAGGAUGAUGAAAUAAGCGGAGCUCUUGCUUUAGCAAAAGUGGGCGAACAGCCUGACAUUCCAACGGUCUUGGACGUUAUGGUUGCAAAUAAAGCUAUCAAGACGUCGAUUUUCACACUUUACUUCACCUGAAUCUCUCUUGGGACUCCAGCCCAGGAAUUCAAUGUUUUUUUGGAUACUACGAUCGCCUUAUCUUGGGUUCCGAAAAGGGGGCUACCCCACACCUACACUUACUUUCCCUAUCCAGGCAGGAGUUCCACACAGCUAAAUGUGCCCUUCACGAUCAUGUACUAUGGAGGCUUUGUUACGGGUAAAAUAGUCAAGGAUCACAUGUCGAUAGAUGGAACCCGGAUUGGAAUAGUCCCUUUCGGAUUGGCUGAGGAUGCACCACCUCCACAAGAGGAUGAUGAAAUAAGCGGAGCUCUUGCUUUAGCAAAAGUGGGCGAACAGCCUGACAUUCCAACGGUCUUGGACGUUAUGGUUGCAAAUAAAGCUAUCAAGACGUCGAUUUUCACACUUUACUUCACCUGCCACAGGGACUGUCUUCCCGGAGGACCAGAUGCCCAGAUCAUCUUUGGCGAGGUUGACCCCAAACUAUACAACGAGCCGAUAUUCUACGUGGAUUUGGUCCCCUCAUUUAAGUGGCAAUUUAUGCUGCAAAGGUUAGACAUCGGCUUCUUCACACUUCUCCAAAACGUUCUUGUCGAGAUUGAUACGAAAAUGCCAGCGAUAGUGGGACCGAUAGAACAGGUACAAAGGAUUAACACUCUCCUCGGUUUUCAUGACAAUGAACGGGGCAUAUACGCGAAGCCUUGCCGACUCGUCGAGGAACAAAGAGAUCUAGAGUUGGUGUUUCCACAUUUUGCGUUGCCGACAUCAUCAGAAUUCUACAUGCAGCGUGGCAAAGCUGAUAACCUCGUUAGCAUUGUUGGAAAAUUUGAUGGCGAAAUUUCCUUGUUGUUUGAAAUCUCACUCAAGUUUGACCGUCCACUUCACUUACCCUCAAGGCCAAAACUUUGCACUGUUGGUCUUCGUUACUUUACGCUUCACUUGGACGGUUUCAGUAAAACGAUUUUGAAAUGCGUUUAUGUCGCCGGAUGUGGUAUUUCCAACGGUCUGUUUGGACGUGAACAAUUACCCUAG
Messenger RNA from Opisthorchis viverrini, 1257 nucleotides. RefSeq lists its product as hypothetical. The record is from RefSeq and is a predicted model, not a curated record. The coding region runs from base 400 to 1257 and encodes 285 amino acids. NCBI's taxonomy places the organism in Eukaryota, Metazoa, Platyhelminthes, Trematoda, Opisthorchiida, Opisthorchiidae. Gene Ontology annotation, biological process: proteolysis. The transcript has 7 exons. Gene Ontology annotation, molecular function: aspartic-type endopeptidase activity.